Messenger RNA from Malus domestica (apple), 2901 nucleotides. Its product is annotated as cysteine-rich receptor-like protein kinase 2. Gene Ontology annotation, molecular function: protein serine/threonine kinase activity; ATP binding. Lineage: Eukaryota; Viridiplantae; Streptophyta; Magnoliopsida; Rosales; Rosaceae. Gene Ontology annotation, biological process: protein phosphorylation. The record is from RefSeq and is a predicted model, not a curated record.
AGAGAGCUGUCGGAUUUUCGGUCCAACACCGCGUGGUUUCCACUUCUCCUCCCUCAUUCUUUCAAUUUAAAGUUUGAAGUUGAAGCAAAGAGAACUUUUCCAGUACAGCCCUAGCUCACUUUGACUUCUCAACGUAUUCGAAUUGGCUUCUCUCUCUCUUUGUCUAGCUUCAUUUCACAACAGCAGAAGCCAUAAGCCAGAAAGCCUCGAUUAAGCAUCUCAUUUCACCUGCAGGAACUCAUAGUUUCAGUCAUCUAAUGCAAAAACAAAAGGUUGUCCCACUCCCAAUGACAUCACAAUAGUGUAGGGAAGUCUCUCUCCAGUAGGCUGAUCAAAGAAACGUUUCUUGUUUAAGUUGACUGUGAAAGUGUGAACCCAAAGAAAACUCGGGGCUGCAAUCCCUGCAACAAGUUUCGGAUAAGAACCCAAAAUCCAAGACCUGCCCCUUUGACUUCGAGAUGGAAACCCAGCAAUAUAAACCAACCACCUCCUCAAAGCCUCCAACUUUAAGGGACGGUGCCUAAUUCUGAAUGCAAUUUAUCCAUGUUGUAUUGCUACUGUUAUGCCAUCUGUUCUUCUGUAAUAGCUACACUCCUGAUUCCCAUUUGCCCAAUUGACAGCAAUCCUUAAAUCUUCCACAACAUUCCUUCAUAUAAAUUUGGAUGGUGGCAGCUGCAAAUUAAAUCAAAGUUCCAAUUCAUCCCAAAAAAAAAAUAAAAUGAAGAACUGCAACAUUGCAGCUCUUUCACAAAAUUUCCUUCUCCUGAAGAUCCUGCUGUUCCUAGGAAUGGCUGCCGGAGAUCCAAGAACGAAGACGGUCCAAAUAAUGUGCGGCAACCAACGUGAGCACAACACAACCGUUUUUGUUCCGAAUUUUGUCAGUACGAUGGAAAACAUCAGUGAACAAAUGCGAACUUCUGGCUUUGGCGUGGCAGUAACCGGUUCGGGCCCUGAUACAAACUAUGGCAUAGCUCAAUGCUACGGAGAUCUUUCUCUUCUAGACUGUGUGUUAUGCUACGCCGAGGCGCGUACAGUGCUUCCCCAAUGUUUUCCUUACAAUGGGGGUCGGAUUUACCUCGACGGUUGCUUCAUGAGGUCCGAAAACUACAGCUUUUACGAUGAGUUUAGAGGAUCGGAGGACAGGGUCGUGUGUGGGAACACGACAAGGAAGAGUUCAGCGUUCGGAGAAUCAGCAAGGGAGGUUGUGAGGCGUGCGGUUGAGUCUGCACCAAGCAACCGAGGCUAUGCAAGGGGUGAGGUGAGUGUGAGUGGGACAGCGAACCAAUCGGCUUACGUGUUGGCAGAUUGCUGGAGAACUUUGGAUGAGAGCUCUUGCAGACAGUGUUUAGAGAAUGCAUCUGCGUCAAUGUUGGGAUGCUUGCCUUGGUCCGAGGGGCGAGCAUUGUACACCGGGUGCUUCAUGAGGUAUUCGGACACAGAUUUUCUCAACAAGGAAAUGGGAAAUGGGAGUUCCAGAGGUACCAUAAUUGUCAUCGUAGUUUCAGUUAUCAGCUCCUUGGUGGUUUUAGUAGUUGGAGCAGCCAUUGGAUUUUAUAUCUGGAAACACAGAUAUAUACAAAAGAAAAGAAGAGGAACAAAUGAUGCAGAAAAGUGGGCGAAAACCCUAAAUGACAGUAGCUUAAACUUCAAGUACUCAACAAUUGAAAAGGCCACAGGGUCUUUUGACAUUGUCAACAAGCUUGGGCAAGGAGGUUUCGGAACUGUUUACAAAGGAGUUCUGGCUGAUGGGAGAGAGAUUGCAGUGAAGAGGCUUUUCUUCAACAACAGGCACAGAGCAGCAGAUUUCUAUAACGAAAUCAACAUUAUAAGCAGCGUCGAACACAAAAACUUGGUCAGGUUGCUGGGUUGUUGUUGUGCGGGACCUGAAAGCCUUCUCGUCUAUGAAUACCUACCAAACAGAAGUCUAGAUCGCUUCAUCUUCGAUCAAGAAAGGGCUAAAACACUUAACUGGGAGAGGAGAUAUGAGAUCAUUGUUGGGACAGCAGAAGGUUUAGUCUACCUUCAUGACAACUCGAAAACAAGGAUUAUUCACAGAGACAUAAAGGCCAGCAACAUCCUUUUGGAUUCAAGGCUUCGUGCUAAAAUUGCAGAUUUUGGGUUGGCCAGGUCUUUCGAGGAAGAUAAGAGUCACAUCAGCACAGCCAUUGCAGGAACAUUGGGAUAUAUGGCUCCUGAAUACCUAGCUCAUGGCCAGUUGACAGAAAAGGCAGAUGUCUACAGCUUCGGAGUGCUUAUAUUGGAGAUCAUCACUGGAAGGCAGAACAACAGGAGCACAUCUGCAGAGUACUCAGACGGCAUAGUUAUAAUUACCUGGAAGCACUUUCAAGCAGGGACUGUAGAGGAACUAUACGACCCAAACUUAAUGUCGCAAAAUUUCCAUGACAACUUUAAGGAUGAGAUAUUCAGAGUGGUCCAGAUAGGACUUCUAUGCACCCAAGAGAGUCCCUCUUUACGACCAACAAUGUCAAAGGCGCUGCAGAUGCUAACAAAGAAGGAGCUGGACCUUCCUCCACCUGCCAAUCCACCUUUUAUAGAUGAAAAGACCAUGGAACUCAAUGACAACGGCGACGACCAAUGUUACCCUCUAAAUGCAGAUGGUGCUUCUUCAGUUGCGAGUGUUUCACAUAGUUCUUUCUAUCCUAGGUGAUCACAACACAGUGAAAACGAAAGGUUUCACAUAUUUCCAAGGAUUGCGAGCACUUAGUUUUCCUCUGAAGGAGCCAAGGAAUCUCAGGCUGCACCUCAGCCCUGCUCGGCUCAGUCAGAGACACGUCUAAUGACAAGGCCAAUUUUGACUAACUGAGAGAAUUGUUGAGCGAGACUUCAAGAGAAAGCAAUUUUUUUUUUCUCAGUUUUCAGAGCCAGACAGUAUGAGCAAUA